AUGCACGUCGUUAUCAGACUUCAAAACCAUGGUUGUAGGAAUCACAAGUUCUGGUGGAUAGUAGUGGCACCAAGGAAACGAAACGUUAAAGGUAGAUUCAUAGAGCAUCUUGGAUAUUGGGUACCUCAUGAAAGAAAGGUUGUACAGAGAUCAGUCAUUCUGAAUAAACCUAGAAUACGAUACUGGUUGGCUUAGGGAGCAGGAGUUACUCCAAAAAUACACAGAUUUUUGUCUUGGAUCGAUUUAUUGCCACCUCCCCUCAUCAAAUUCGGAUCUAAGACCUUGUAUGAAAAACCCAAAACCCCAAUUUCAGUUGAUACAUUCAAGCCCUUCAAUAGGCCCUUUUAAAGCUCAAUUGAAUACCAAUUCUUGGACAAAAUAAAUGAAAAUUAAGUGAAUAAUGAUUUGAAAAGGAAAAUUUUAUAUUCUUAAUAAAAGGUAGAAGAAAUUCCUGCCACUUCAGUGGAAUUAGAAAAGGAAUGGGACAGAUUGAGAGCAGAGGUCUAUUAAAUCGAGAAGGACAACAAAGCAGUAAAUCCAGAGAAGAAAGAGCUGGUUUUCAAGAAGAUCAAUGAAAUCGCUAAGCAAUGGUUUACAGAAAAGUAGAUGGAAGGUUUGAAGCAACUUUCCCAAGAGAAAGCAAACAUCAAAGUAGACAAUAAAAAUUUGAAAGAACAAAUAAUGAUUUAAAAUUUGGCCAUUCAAACUUAGAAGUCAUUAGAAGACAAAUAAACCUGGAUCAAUGAUUUAAUUCCUUUAAAUCAAGACGAAGCCUUCAGAUACAUUCUUAAGGUUAGAAAACGAGUGAGAGCUGCUAGAAUUGCUCUCAAGAGGAUUUAUGAUUUCGCCUAUGCUUCAAGCCAAGUGGUGAGCAGAGCUUUCAUUGACGAUUUCCUGAGAAAUAGGAAUGGUAGACAGAAAGUCGUCCCCAACGAAUAACAUAAGGAUCUAAAACACGACAUUAUUGAAACUAUGCAUUACAUUCCUGUUAACAGACCUGUGCAUCCACUUCCUGACUUUGAAGCCUAUGAUCCAGAGGAAUAUACCGACGUCAAGAGACAAUCAGAAUAACUUAUAAAGAACAAGAGUUACAGCAUUCCGAAUGUUUAUUUGGAACCUGAUUAGGUUGAACCUCAACUCAACAGACACACGGGCGGAUACAUCAAAGGACAAGGUGGCAGGAAGACUAAGGCAAGGGCAAUGGCUAAGAUAAGCACUUUAAGGAAAAAGGCAAAGAAUGCUUAUUAAGCUAGAUUUGGUAUUCGCAAAUGA
Messenger RNA from Paramecium tetraurelia, 1272 nucleotides. RefSeq lists its product as uncharacterized. Gene Ontology annotation, cellular component: ribosome; small ribosomal subunit. Gene Ontology annotation, molecular function: structural constituent of ribosome. The record is from RefSeq and is a predicted model, not a curated record. NCBI's taxonomy places the organism in Eukaryota, Ciliophora, Oligohymenophorea, Peniculida, Parameciidae. The transcript is spliced from 4 exons. Gene Ontology annotation, biological process: mitochondrial translation.